UAGUAUUUUAUAUAGAUCGUGAUUGAAACAAAUAUAUAUCAUAUAUUAAUGUUCGUGAUAUAAUUAAAAAUAGAAAUCAAUGGCCGAUACGUACGACUCAUUAAACGCAUUGAAAUACCUGAACGCAGUCGUCAACGAAACCAUACGACUAUAUCAAGGCUCCAAAAUGGAGAGGAUUCCCUCCGUGGACUACGUGCUUAAAGGCACCGGUAUUACCAUCAAAAAGGGUCACGUGGUGCAAAUCCCAACGUUCGCCAUGCAUAGAGACCCGGCUAAUUUUGCCGAUCCGGACACUUUUCGACCGGAAAGGUUUCUACCGGAAAAUAUUGCUCACAAUCCUUAUACGUAUUUGCCGUUUGGGGUCGGCCCCCGAAACUGUAUUGGCAUGUAUAUGGUUAAGUGGAUGGUCAAAUUGGCCCUGGUCAGUCUGGUUCAGCGAUACGUUUUUUACCCUACAGAGAAACCUGUUGAGUUUUAUGUGGUCAAUGGUGGACUCAUGCCGAAAUCUGUUUUCUUAAAAAUUGGUAAACGUGUGUGGGUGCAGCACCUCCUAUGGGAUGGACUCGAUCACUGUUUGUGUCGGACUUUCCGACAUAAGCCGAUAUAA
This is a messenger RNA of Oppiella nova, 607 nucleotides long. NCBI's taxonomy places the organism in Eukaryota, Metazoa, Arthropoda, Arachnida, Sarcoptiformes, Oppiidae. The record is from the annotation of a GenBank genome assembly.